This is a messenger RNA of Tigriopus californicus, 1834 nucleotides long. RefSeq names its product probable glutamate receptor. The coding region runs from base 18 to 1385 and encodes 455 amino acids. The transcript has 2 exons. Lineage: Eukaryota; Metazoa; Arthropoda; Copepoda; Harpacticoida; Harpacticidae. Gene Ontology annotation, molecular function: glutamate-gated receptor activity. Gene Ontology annotation, cellular component: membrane. The record is from RefSeq and is a predicted model, not a curated record.
UUCAGCAUUAUCCAAUCAUGUUAUUGAUCGUCACCGGUAAAAACAAUCAUCGGUCGGAAGUGAUUUGUGACGAUUCUUGGCAUAAUCCCGACGGGCCCAGGGAUUGGCCAAAUAUGACUCUUACGACUGAAGUAUCUCAAAAGGAUAAAUUAACCGAUUUACGCGGCAAUUACUUGAGAAUCUCAGUUUUAGAGGCUCUUCCCUUGACCCAAAUCAAUGGGUCUAAUGUAAGUGGCUAUUUCGUGGAUGUGUUGGAUAUCUUGGCAGACCUGAUGCAUUUCCAAGUGGUUUAUCAAAGGCCUCCAGAUGGUCUCUGGGGAAGCAAGAACGACGAUGGAACUUGGAAUGGAAUGGUCGGAGAACUGACCAAUAAUCAAAGUGACAUAUCCAUUGGAGGCCUCUCAAUCACCGAGGAUAGAUCCCAAGUGAUUGAUUUCACUUAUCCUCUGAUCGAUGAUGACGUGACACUGAACUAUCGGGUUUUGGAACCGGCAGAGCUUAACUUUCAUGCCUUUUUUCAAGUGUUCCAAACUGGAACCUGGAUCAGCAUUGGAGUAGCCUUCAUCCUCGUCGUUAUUGGCCUUUGUUUGACCAGUCAAAUGGGACCGAACAAGUUUGGAAUUCUGAGGAGUUGUGAAAUCACGUGGGUUAAUUUUAUCCUCAGGGAUCCAAAUGGUCAUGAUCAUUUUGCCGACACUUCUUCGCUUUUUUCCUACAAGAUUUGGUUUGCCAUAAUGAGCUUGUUUUCUUUGAUUGUCAUGACCGUUUACACCGGAGACUUGACGUCGAAAAUGACAGCAUCUGGUCCAGUGGACGACCUGACCUCAUUUCAAGACAUAAUUGAUCGUAAAUGGCAACUCCUACUACAGCCAGGAACCAACGUAUAUGGCCAAGUGGCCCGAAGUAUCGAGGGAAGUGCGCUAAAAAAUGUGUUUCAAAACCAUAUGUUUGACAAUGAUUUGAAUCUGACCUUGGCAGAAACCCUAUUGAGUAACAGGAACGUUGUUUAUAUUGGUACUAAAGGCAUCUUUAUAUUCCAACCAAAUAUCCGCAGCGUAAAAGUGCCCGGAACUUGGAGUGAAUCAAUUGCCUUUGGUGUUCCCAAAGAUUGGCCUCAUCUCAGGACGAUGAACUAUCACAUUCAACGACUAAGGGAAUUCGGAAUUCUAACCAUAUUGAAAAGCAAAUGGUUUAACGCUCAGACAUCAAAUUCAAUUGGGUCCUUGAAUGAAUCGUUUUCCAUAUCCUACCAGCAUACAUUACUUCCGUUCAUACUUUUGAUGUUGGUUUGUGGCCUCUCCAUAUUUCUUGGGAUUCUGGAGAGAAUAUUGCCAAGGAGGACAACACAGCUCUCUCAGACCUGUGAACACAAAUCAAAUACUUAAGGGCAUCAUGAAGUAUUUUGAAGAGAUGUACGACCAUUGCAAUGAUAUACAGAGUUCCAUUUGGUUACGAAAAACCUGCACGAACGGCUGGAGACAUAAGAAACUGUUGAUACCCAUAACGGAAAUAAAAAUGUUCGCAUUCUUUCCUCAAAUCCAAUAUGUCCCACUCAUUUAUUAAUCUGAAUAUUCCACCAAGGAGAUGGUGGAUCCGAGUAGUUCAACAGAAGAUCAAGAAGUUCCCUUUGCUUUGAUUAGCUCUCAAAUUUGGACCUCUACUAUCACACUCGAUUCCAUCUCAUUAUCACCUGAGGAAAUUUGGGAUUCUAUCCGUCCACCUUAUAAAACGAAGAGUUUCAUGCGCAGACAUCAUCAAUUCGGAGAAGGUCCUCCAUUGGAACUUCUCCCGUCUCCCAUGUGCACUUUGUGCAUUAUAUCAGUCUAAGCUACUG